Messenger RNA from Diplodia corticola, 2970 nucleotides. RefSeq names its product iq calmodulin-binding motif domain protein. The coding region runs from base 1 to 2970 and encodes 989 amino acids. The transcript has a single exon. NCBI's taxonomy places the organism in Eukaryota, Fungi, Ascomycota, Dothideomycetes, Botryosphaeriales, Botryosphaeriaceae. The record is from RefSeq and is a predicted model, not a curated record.
AUGCAGCACGCCGACGAGGCCCAGGACAGCCUGCCCGAGCUGCAGUCGCCCACCACUCCCGUCGACUGCUGCUUCGACGACGACGACACCAUGGCCGUGUCCGACGACGACGACGACACCACGCACGACCAGGACCGCGUCCACCCGCCGCCGCCGCGUAUCGCCGCCCGCUUCUACCGCCCGCCCAACCCCCGCCGCAAGUCGUCCGCCCAGUCGUCGCGCCGCAACUCCAUCUCGUCGACCCACUCGCACCAGAGCGGCCUGUCCGCCGCCUACCGCUCGCAGGUGUGCCAGAGCACCCAUGUCGCCCAGCACCUGCGCCGCGCCUCCAUACUCGAGAGCCGCAAGGCCCGCCUCGCCGACCGCGCCGCCCACGCCGAGCAGGUCCGCCUGCGCGCCGCCCUGGCCAAGUCGUCGCCCCGCGCCUCCAACAGCGAGGAGAAGGCCCUGGCCGCCCAGCACGCCCGCGAGAAGCACCUGGCCCAGGUCGCCGCCGCCUGCGCCGAGGAGGUGCGCCGCGCCAAGAAGGUGGCCGAGGACAUGAAGGAGCGCAAGGCCCAAGAGGAGGCGCGGUACCGCGCCGAGAUGCAGGAGAAGCUGGCCGAGGCCGAGCGUCGCCGCCAGGAGUACAAGCGCAACCAGCAGCGCCGCCCGCGCACCGCGAGCGUGCCCUCGUCCGAGCCCAAAAAGCCCUCGCCCGACGCCAUCGAGGCGCCGCUGGACGACGAAACCGCCGUCCGCCGCAUCCAGAGAGCUUGGCGCACGAGGCGCAGGCGCCGCAUGGUGGAGUCGUUCUUGGAGCUUGGACUGUCGAUCGACAAGGUGCACGAUACGAGCUUUGAGGACAUCAGCGCCCAGAUUGCGGAAGAAAGGGUUAUUUCGGCCACCGCAAACCUGCUCAACCUGUUUGGCUUGCAGGGCUCGGCGGAGGACUUGAUUGGCACCGACCCCUCUGCCAUCCGCACAUUCUUGAGCGCCUACUUGAUACUGGGGCACCCCGCCGCCGUCCUCAGCAGCAAGGAUGGCGACCUGGAGCAGGACUUGAUCAAGAAGGCGACUGAUCUGAUCAUCUCCUUCGAAUCGACCUUGUCCAAGCUCUGUUCCUCGAAUCGAUACACGCCUCCACCGACGCAAUUGGAGACGGUCGUUCUCGCUCACAGUGCUUUCGUCACGGCCUUCUCCAAUUGGAAGGCGCAAGAUUCCCACACGCUCGUUGAGAUGAUGGUCGCUUCUUUCGUGAAUCUGGACGCCAUCUGGCAGAGCGUCAAGGAUGACACGCGCGGCGAGGUUGCCAACGACUACCGCCAAGGCAUCCGUGACAAUCAGGUGAUUUUGCUCAGCAAGAUCCGCAAGCUGGCAGGGCCCGAGAGGGCAAAUCAGCUGAUCAAGAAGGCGAUCAACGAAAGUAGACGAGCGAAGGCUAAGGAGCGGCGCCGUCGUCCAGUCGGAGACGUGCGGCCCAGAGCUGCCGAGAGCGACUCCGCAUCCGAAACGUCCGAGAAUAGCAGCGAUGCGUCAGCUUCCGCGUCUGCUGACAGAACCUCGAGGGGGCGUGAUUUGUUACAAGAGGACGCAAGCAUCGCUUCGCAACGCGACAUUGAUAUUGAGGGGGCGCAAGCCGAUGCGCUGGCGAAGCUCUUCUCGCCGAUGCCGUCGAACCGAGUCCUGGUGCACGAGCUUGCCAUUGACAAGGGAUUCAGAAUCGACGAGGCUCAGCCCUCAGAAGUCAGAGAUGCCCUGAAUCGCGAGAUUUGCGAGAGCAUGAAGCGCGGCUUUGAGCGCGGCGAGGGCGCACCCUGGACGACUGCCAUGGCAGACAACAUCAGAGGCAAGCUUCUGAGAUUGUUGAAGCCGGGUAACUCCAUGUACAAGCUCAUCUCCGAGUCGUUGGAUCCCGAUUUCAUCCACCAGCAGGCCACUCAGGGCGUGUUCUCCUACGAUAGGUUCUUCUCGUUCAUGGCAUCCAUCCUGCCCAAGCUUUGCGCGCCUUUCAGAGACGUGCAGGUCAAGGCCCUCGCUGAGGAGUUGGACGAGUCUGGGGAUCUCGACCAGAUGGUUGGCAAGCUGUUCAAGCUUCUCCACGUCAUCGAUUUGCUCGCCCUUGAUUACCAAAACUACUUGCUCCACACCUUGGCGCCGACCCUCAUCAAGGAGGCCCCGGGCUACGAGCAGCGCGCGUUCGCUCAGGACCUAGAGAACAGCGUCAUCACACUGCAGAAGACCAAGCGUUGGUUUAGCAGCGCCAGCGUCAACUGCCUCACGGAAGCCGAUCGCCGCGAUCCCAUCUACGGGCCUCCCACCGCCCAGAAGAUAUACGCCCGCGGUCUCGUCGACCUGGCCAUCGCGCCUCCCCCGCUCCAGGACUCGGAAGUGCCCGAGACGCUGGCCCUCGACCAGGCACGCCUCGCCCGCAUACGGCAAGACGCCGUCAAGGUCACCACCGUCGGCGCCAUCCUCCUGACCGCCAAGAACCUGCUCCGCCGCGACGUCCGCUCGCAGUGGAAGCCCGAGGCGCAGCGGCUGUGGGCCCUCUUGAAGGAGGGCUAUGUCAGGGAAGACGGCUCCAUGCCGGCCAAGAUCCUCUGCGUGCUCGAGUCGUCGCACGCCAUGCCGCCCAACACGCGCGCCCAGCUGUCCAACACCAUCACCCGCCUCCUUUCGCAGGCGGCCGCCGGCCGUCUCGCCGACCCCGUCAUGAAGGUGCUGUUCCAGCGCCUGAAGACGCACAUCUUGACCCGCAUCAGCGCCAGCACGAGCGGCGAGCGGGUGCGCGCGGCCACGGGGGCGAGCGAGGGGCUGGCCACGAGCGGCUUGCCGGAGUUUGUGGGACAGGUGGGCGAUGUCGUGGAGCAGCUGACCAAGAUCAGCGAGGUCGAUCGGAAGGCGCAUGGGGUCUGGUAUGAGCAGAUUGCCGCGGAAGUCGAGAGGAUGGGCAGCGAGGAAGAACCGGUGAUGGCUACGCCGAAUUAG